This is a messenger RNA of Nipponia nippon (crested ibis), 920 nucleotides long. NCBI's taxonomy places the organism in Eukaryota, Metazoa, Chordata, Aves, Pelecaniformes, Threskiornithidae. The record is from RefSeq and is a predicted model, not a curated record.
CCGGCUCCCGCGGUGCAGGGCCGGAGGUCAUCGCUCAGCGGGGUGUGCUACCUGACCAUGGGUCUCCUUGUGCUGCUCCUGGGCUUGGUCUUUGCAUCGAUGUAUGUGUACAGAUACUUCUUCAUCACCCAGCUGCCCCGCGAGAGUGUGUUUCACUGCGGUGUCCUUUACGAAGACUCGCUGUAUUCACCGUUCAAAGGGCAGCUGGAGUUGCACGAAGACGUCAAGAUUUACAUGGAGGAGAACUACGAGCAAAUCAACGUCCCAGUGCCCCAGUUUGGAGGGAGCGACCCUGCGGAUAUCAUCCACGAUUUCCAGCGAGGUCUGACAGCUUACCAUGACAUAACGCUGGAUAAGUGCUACGUCAUUGAGCUGAACACCACUAUCGUGAUGCCUCCUCGCAACCUGUGGGAGCUGCUGGUUAAUGUGAAGAAAGGGACAUACCUGCCUCAGACAUACAUAAUCCAGGAGGAGAUGAUCGCAACUGAGCACGUCAGUGACAUGGAGCAGCUCGGCUCCUUCAUCUACCGCCUCUGCAGUGGCAAGGAGACCUACAGGCUGAAGCGGAGGAGCACGAGGAGACGUAUCAGUCGACGUGAGGCUGAAAACUGUCAUCGUAUUCGUCACUUUGAAAACACUUUUGUGGUCGAAACUGUUAUCUGCAAAAAGUCAUGAAGCCGCUCUCCAGAUGUAACCUUCCUUGGCUUUGCUUGCACACACAUGCUCUCAGCCCUCUCUUUAGACAUGGUAAUCUGUCUUACUUUUUUUACUCCCUCCCUUGCUUGUGCAGCUCUAACCUCUUGGGUCCGUUGUGGCCUCCCAGUGGAUUCUCUUUUCUCCCUGCUACCUACCCGAGACGUUUGCUGGGCUUAAAUUUACACAGUGAUCAAAGAUAGCCUGGGAGUAGAUGCAGCGUCUUC